AUGGCCAAACUCUCGGACUUCGGAUUGGUGAGGUCUGGUCCUCCUGAGGACAAGUCACAUGUUUCAACACAGUUUGUGGGUACCUCUGGUUAUGCUGCCCCUGAAUACAGAGCAACUGGGCGUCUCAGUGUAAAGAGUGAUGUUUACAGUUUCGGCAUCGUGUUACUUGAGAUACUAACAGGCGUAAGGGCGUGUGAUCCGAGGCAUCCAUCAGGCAUGGCUACUUUGGUGGAGUGGGCCAUGCCACACUUAUACAGUAAAAAAAACUUGAGGACUAUAAUGGACUCUAGAUUGGGGGGUGAAUAUCAUGCAGAAUCUGCACUCCGAAUAGCACAACUAGCUUCAAUAUGCCUUGAACAGGAACGUAAGCAGCGGCCUUCCAUGUCUAAAGUUGUGGAAGAACUGGAAUCAAUAGAAGCUGCCAGUGCUAAUAGAAUACUUCGGAAUGCUUGAAUUUAUUUGUUAUGUUGUUUGUACUUCAUGUGAUGGGAUCAAAGUCUGUUGCUUCCCAGGAUUAAUCUUAGGCUUUCAAUGUUCUUUUCCAUUGUACCCAGUAGUUACUAGGUGUCAUGUUUCCUUGUAAGCU
This is a messenger RNA of Eucalyptus grandis, 586 nucleotides long. Its product is annotated as probable serine/threonine-protein kinase PIX13. The transcript has 2 exons. Gene Ontology annotation, molecular function: ATP binding; protein kinase activity. Gene Ontology annotation, biological process: protein phosphorylation. Lineage: Eukaryota; Viridiplantae; Streptophyta; Magnoliopsida; Myrtales; Myrtaceae. The record is from RefSeq and is a predicted model, not a curated record. The coding region runs from base 1 to 453 and encodes 150 amino acids.